UUUAGUUUCUGGAAAAGCAAAUUGUGAAACUUGUGAGUUUGUUAUGAACGAGGUGUUCUCAGUGCUCUCAGAUAAAGAUGACCAGGAGAUGGUGAUCAAUGUCCUAGAGAGUAUUUGCUACAGACUUCCAGCAAGCAUUGAUCAACCAUGCGAGAGAUUCGUGGACAGCUAUACCCCAAUGAUCCUGAGCCUGAUUGCCGAAUCUCUAACUCCUGAUGAAAUCUGUUCAGCUUUAGAUCUUUGCACGAGUCAAGUUGUACAAGUUGUAGAAUAUGAGAGGAAACUGGAAGAUACUGGAUGUGUACUCUGUGAAUAUGUUAUAUCUAAUCUUGACAAGAUAUUGGAGGAUAGUACUAAUAAGGCAGAGAUCAAAGCAGCUUUGGAUUCAGUUUGCGCAAUUCUUCCUCAAACAGUGAGUAAAGAGUGUACUCAGUUUGUUAACAGCUAUACAGAUCUUAUCAUCGACAUGCUUACUAGCGAGAUCACACCAGAAGAGAUCUGUAAAAACCUUGGAUUAUGCGGGAAGAAAGUGGAAGAACAGUAUCCUGUGGUGUAUACUGGAAACCCAAAAGAUGAUGUGAAAGGCCCUUAUUGUUCACUAUGUGAGUAUGCACUGACUACUGUUGACCAAAUGCUUAAGGAUAAACAGAAUGAGGAGGAAAUUGAGCAGGCUCUGGAUAUCGUCUGCUUCCAUCUUACAGCCCCAGUACAUAAACAGUGCUUGAAGAUGGUUAAGCGGUAUACAGAGCAGAUAAUUGAUCUCCUUGUUAAUGACUACACACCUUCCAUGAUUUGCUCGGAGAUUUCUCUAUGUGUAAACUCAGAGAUUAGUUCUAAUGAUAUAACAGACCUGGAUUAUCAAGUCAGCUAUGAUCCUAAACCUAGCCAGGAUAAAGAUGUUGGUUGUGUGAUGUGUGAGUUUGCUAUGCAAGUUAUCGACGAACAUUUGGACGAUGAACCAACCAUUGAACAGAUUGAGAGAACCGUUCAAUUCCUGUGCAGCUAUCUUCCAGGAAGCAUUGCAGAUAUUUGUGAACAAUUCAUUGAUAACAAUGGACAGAAGAUAAUCGAGGGAUUGGUUUCUGAAGAGUUGAGCCCUAAACAGGUGUGUACUGUACAGCUGAAUCUGUGUCCCGUAGUUGCAAGGCAAGCCUGUAAUUUUGGCCCUGAGCUGUGGUGUGCUACACCUUUCCAUGCCAGGCUAUGUAAUGCGGAGGAAUACUGUCAGGCGCUGUCUACGAUUAAGAAUUGAACAUUUGCCAAUAUGGAAUAUGCGUGAAUUCUGUAUAUUAUCAACGACGAUAUUCAUUAUUGAUAUCUCAAUCUAAAGUUAAAUCAUUAAAGGGAAUAUGUGCACAAAAUUGAGAGGCACUUAGAAUAUUCCUAAUUUCUUGAUCACAUAAAUCUCUCUUUUAAUUUAAGGAAAGUCGGUCACUAUGAAGAAUACAAAAUAUAAAAAUGUAAUUGACUGUUUCCUGAUUAUAUAAUAAUCAAAUAAAUUUUGAUAUUUAA
Molecule: messenger RNA, 1512 nt
Organism: Eurytemora carolleeae
Lineage: Eukaryota; Metazoa; Arthropoda; Copepoda; Calanoida; Temoridae
Product: prosaposin
Exons: 19
Coding region: 44-1252 (402 amino acids)
Biological process (GO): sphingolipid metabolic process
Cellular component (GO): lysosome
Source: RefSeq, a predicted model, not a curated record